AUGGGAAAAUGGGAAAUGAGAUCAAAAGAAAUGGUGGGCAACCCGUGUAAGAAUGGAGGGACAGCUGGUUAUUCGCCAUCCUUCUACUGUAUAUGUCCAAAAAGAUAUACUGGAAGAUACUGCGAAAUAAUUGAAACAUCGACGCCGUCUUCGUCGUCAUCAUCGUCAUCAUCAUCUGCCAUAUCUAUUGUUACGAUAGUUGGGCUCACUACUCACGUAACAUCUCGUUCAUCAUCAUCAUCAUCAUCGCCAUCAUCAUCUGCCACGCCUACAGUUAAAACCGUUGGGUUGACGACUCACGUGACAACUCGUUCAUCAUCAUCAUCGUCAUCAUCGUCAUCAUCAUCAUCAGCCACGCCCACAGUUAGAACCGUUGGGUUGACGACUCACGUGACAACUCGUUCAUCAUCAUCAUCGUCAUCAUCGUCAUCAUCAUCAUCAGCCACGCCCACAGUUAGAACCGUUGGGCUGACGACUCACGUAACAUCUUGUUUAUCGUCAUCAUCGUCAUCAUCAUCAGCCACGCCUACAGUAAGGCCCGUUGGGUUGACGACUCACGUGACAACUUUUUCUCCAACUCCUACAGUAACACCAUCUUCCAUUACCAUUUUCCAGACCCCGUGUAGUGGUCGAAAUCCAUGUAAGAAUGGUGGAACGUGUUACGAACUUCUGUCUGUCUUCAAAUUCUGUAGAUGUCCAAAAUACUUCACAGGGAAAUACUGUGAAAAAACGUCACGCUCAUCAUCAUCCAUACCAUACGCCUUAACAACCGAUCUAGUUACAUCCUCUUUCUAUGAAGCCUUAACCACGCUGCCAGCAACAAAAACAACGACAACAACAACAACAAAAUUGUCAUCCAUCCCAUAUGGCACGACGACGACUCAUUUAGUGACAUCUUUUAAAAAACCCGCACAAGAACGAUCAACUCCACGAGAAGAUCAAUCAACAUCAACAUCAAUAUCAGCAUCAUCUUCUGCUAUAGUUUCCACUUCAUUUUCAGUGCCAACAUCAACAUCAAGUAGUCCAGGAAUAGGACUAAGUCCAAGUUGUGCAGAGUCUUGUGCUGUUCCAACGUGUGGCUGUCUCAACGGUGGAAGCUGUGUCUACAGUGGUAGCUAUCCGUACUGUAGCUGCUUCUGGCCCUACACUGGACAAUACUGUGAGCAAGAGUUGUCAAGCACGUUAUCAACCGUCUCAACCGUCUCAUUAUCAACAU
Molecule: messenger RNA, 1216 nt
Organism: Actinia tenebrosa (Australian red waratah sea anemone)
Lineage: Eukaryota; Metazoa; Cnidaria; Anthozoa; Actiniaria; Actiniidae
Molecular function (GO): calcium ion binding
Source: RefSeq, a predicted model, not a curated record